CAUUUUCAUAAACCAAUCCAGAAACUCGACAUCGUCAUUCACAAAGUUUCAUCGGUCAGAAUAAGAAAGUGAGAAAAUCAAAACAAGAGUGACUGAGAUCACCGGAGAAAUGGCAAGUACGAUCAAAGCAAUCAAAGCUAGACAGAUUUUUGACAGUCGUGGAAAUCCUACUGUUGAAGUUGAUGUUCAUUUAAACGAUGGAACCCUAGCUAGGGCUGCUGUUCCGAGUGGCGCUUCUACAGGUGUUUAUGAAGCCUUGGAAUUAAGAGAUGGAGGAUCCGAUUACCUUGGGAAAGGUGUUUCUAAGGCUGUUGAAAAUGUGAAUGGAAUCAUUGGACCUGCAUUGAUUGGAAAGGAUCCAACGAAGCAGGUUGAACUUGACAACCUCAUGGUACAACAACUUGAUGGAACACAAAAUGAAUGGGGUUGGUGCAAACAAAAGCUCGGUGCAAAUGCUAUAUUGGCUGUAUCACUUGCUAUUUGCAAGGCUGGAGCUAGUGUUAAUAAGAUCCCUCUUUACAAGCACAUUGCAAAUCUUGCUGGUAACAAAAACUUAGUGUUACCUGUGCCUGCUUUCAACGUCAUCAAUGGUGGCUCACAUGCAGGCAAUAAACUGGCAAUGCAGGAAUUUAUGAUCCUUCCAGUCGGUGCUUCCUCUUUCAAGGAAGCCAUGAAGAUGGGUGUAGAAGUAUACCAUCACUUGAAGUCUGUUAUUAAGAAGAAAUAUGGUCAAGAUGCGACUAAUGUUGGUGAUGAAGGUGGCUUUGCUCCUAAUAUUCAGGAAAACAAAGAGGGUCUUGAACUUUUGAAGACAGCGAUUGCCAAAGCGGGAUACACCGGCAAAGUUGUAAUUGGGAUGGAUGUUGCUGCUUCAGAGUUUUAUGCUGAGAAGGAUAAGACCUAUGAUUUAAAUUUCAAGGAGGAGAACAAUGAUGGGUCACAGAAAAUAUCUGGAGACAGUUUGAAAAAUGUCUACAAGUCUUUCGUGGCUGAUUAUCCAAUUGUAUCCAUUGAAGACCCAUUUGAUCAGGAUGACUGGGAACACUAUGCUAAGAUGACCAGUGAGGUCGGACAACAAGUGCAGAUCGUUGGGGAUGAUCUCCUUGUCACUAAUCCUACUCGUGUCGCAAAAGCAAUCAAAGAGAAGUCCUGCAAUGCCCUUCUAUUGAAGGUCAACCAAAUUGGUUCUGUGACUGAGAGCAUUGAAGCUGUGAGAAUGUCUAAGCAUGCUGGAUGGGGUGUUAUGGCUAGCCACCGGAGUGGUGAAACUGAGGAUACCUUUAUUGCAGAUCUCUCUGUUGGUUUGGCCACGGGCCAAAUCAAAACUGGAGCUCCUUGCAGAUCAGAACGCCUUGCUAAAUACAAUCAGCUUCUUAGGAUCGAAGAAGAACUCGGAUCUGUUGCAGUUUAUGCGGGAGCUAAAUUCCGAACCCCAGUGGAACCUUAUUAAAUCUGAUCAUUAUCUGGCAGCAGCAGAGACGUCUAAAUUUUUCUUAUAGCUUGUUUGUUUUUCUUUGCCACAUAAGUAGUGCUCUUCCACACUGGUCUGUCAGUGUCAUUUCUUCUGUAACUACCGUAUACUACUUUCUAAUUUCAUCAGGCCAAUACUUUAAUGUAGUAAGAUUAGAAUUCACUACAUUAGGUAAUUCCUUUCAAACUGAUUUAGGUAUCCUCCCUCUUACUGAAUUCAUUUAAAAUUUGGUGAAUACCACUUGAAAAACAUCAAAUUUUUAGAGAAUCUCACUAUUUUUUAAGCAUUUAAAAAAAUACAUUUUUUUUAGAA
Molecule: messenger RNA, 1783 nt
Organism: Papaver somniferum (opium poppy)
Lineage: Eukaryota; Viridiplantae; Streptophyta; Magnoliopsida; Ranunculales; Papaveraceae
Product: enolase 2
Exons: 17
Coding region: 110-1450 (446 amino acids)
Biological process (GO): glycolytic process
Cellular component (GO): phosphopyruvate hydratase complex
Molecular function (GO): phosphopyruvate hydratase activity; magnesium ion binding
Source: RefSeq, a predicted model, not a curated record